UCCUACUGAAGAGAAGCUGAGAGAAGAUGGCAAAGCUCGCUGUGUGUGUCUCUGUCCUGCUGGUGCUCCUGGUGGCGAUGAGUGAAAGCAAGCCCAUGAAGUCUUGCUGCACACAGUACCAUCCAUCUCCAGUCCCAUUCAAAGUGCUGAAAUACUACAGAAUCCAGGAUAACAAACAAUACUGCAACAUCAAGGCAAUAAUCUUCACAACAGUGCGAAACCGACUCGUGUGUGCCAACCCUGACUCAGAGUGGGUGCAGUAUGCCAUCGGGUUCUUACCAGAAAAACACUGAGCAUUAUCCACACUCGUGGAGAUCAGCGGAGAAAUCUUCUUAAAGACACAAGA
Messenger RNA from Monopterus albus (swamp eel), 346 nucleotides. RefSeq names its product chemokine (C-C motif) ligand 20a, duplicate 4 (gene ccl20a.4). Gene Ontology annotation, cellular component: extracellular region. Gene Ontology annotation, biological process: immune response. The record is from RefSeq and is a predicted model, not a curated record. Gene Ontology annotation, molecular function: chemokine activity. NCBI's taxonomy places the organism in Eukaryota, Metazoa, Chordata, Actinopteri, Synbranchiformes, Synbranchidae. The coding region runs from base 27 to 293 and encodes 88 amino acids. The transcript has 4 exons.